AUGACUCACAUAGAGAAUAUUCCCGAGGUGAACCUUGCAACACUUACUCAUCCAUGUAUUUCCAACCAAAAUGGGACGUACUGGUUUUAUGAAAAGUCAGCAGAAUCAUUCCCUGGUCAAGCAUUUGCAUUAGAGAUAAAUAAGAUCUUGUACCAUACAAAGACAAUCUACCAAGAUAUUCUUAUAUUUGAAUCAAAAACCUUUGGCAAUGUGCUUGUUCUUAAUGGAAUUAUUCAAUGUACCGAGAAGGACGAAUUUGCAUAUCAAGAGUUGAUAACUCAUGUGCCAAUAAUGGCCCAUCCAAACCCUAAGAAGGUAUUGGUUAUUGGUGGUGGAGACUGUGGUGUUAUUCGAGAGUUGAUAAAACACGUUGAAGAUGAUACCGUGGAAGAAAUCACUAUGGUAGAAAUUGACGAUAUGGUAAUUCAAUUACUGUGCAAGUUCUUACCAUCCAUGGCAUACCAAAUCCGUCACCCCAAGGUCAACUUGAUUAUUGAUGAUGGGUUUAAAUAUUUAAAGGAAACAACCAAGAAGUUUGAUGUUAUAAUCACCGACUCGUCUGAUCCUGAAGGACCAGCGGAAGAAUUUUUCCAGAUUAACUAUUUUAAAUUAUUAUUAAAUGCAUUGAGUAUAAAUGGUAUUGUGAUUAUGCAAUCCCUGGAAAAUAUAUGGUUAAAUUUAGCAUACCUCAAGGAUUUAAUCUACAAGGCAAAACAAGUGUUUAACAAUGUGCAAUAUUGUCAAUGUUAUAUGCCCAGUUAUACUUCAGGACAAUUAGGAUUGAUUAUAGCUUCAAACAGUGAAGGUGAUUUAACCAACCCUAAAGUAAAAUGUUCAAGUAUUAUAAUCAACAAAUCCACCACAGUUCCUUUGUGUUGCCAACUUGGGCAAGUAAUUAUUUACGUGGGUAAGCAAAAAAAGGUUUAG
Spathaspora passalidarum NRRL Y-27907 is the source of this 927-nucleotide messenger RNA. Its product is annotated as spermine synthase. Lineage: Eukaryota; Fungi; Ascomycota; Pichiomycetes; Serinales; Debaryomycetaceae. The record is from RefSeq and is a predicted model, not a curated record. Gene Ontology annotation, cellular component: cytosol. Gene Ontology annotation, biological process: spermidine biosynthetic process. Bases 1 to 927 code for a protein of 308 amino acids. The transcript is spliced from 2 exons. Gene Ontology annotation, molecular function: spermidine synthase activity.